Molecule: messenger RNA, 1311 nt
Organism: Ylistrum balloti
Lineage: Eukaryota; Metazoa; Mollusca; Bivalvia; Pectinida; Pectinidae
Product: neuronal acetylcholine receptor subunit alpha-5-like
Exons: 2
Coding region: 1-1311 (436 amino acids)
Biological process (GO): monoatomic ion transmembrane transport; signal transduction; regulation of membrane potential
Cellular component (GO): synapse; membrane; neuron projection
Molecular function (GO): neurotransmitter receptor activity; extracellular ligand-gated monoatomic ion channel activity; transmembrane signaling receptor activity
Source: RefSeq, a predicted model, not a curated record
AUGCUUUCAUCGUGUCUUACUAUUUUCCUUAUUGUUACUAUUCGUUGUGAUGCUUCGAACUCAACACACAGAAGCAUUCUCCAUGACAGUCUCCUACACGGCUACAAUGAUAGAGUACGUCCCGAUGGGCCAGGCGAUGGACAGAUUCUGGUUUCUGUUUAUUUCACCUUGAUGUCACUGAAAGAAUUCGACGUGCAAAUGAGUCGUUUCUCUGUGUCUGGCUUCCUUACCUCAUCAUGGUCUGAUGAACGACUCAGGUGGUUUCCUCCAGAUCAUGGCGAGAUCUUGUCGCUCCAGUUGCCACAGGAUGAAGUAUGGACCCCUGGAUUUGUCUUAUGGAAUUCUUACUCUUCUUUGACCAAGAUUGGGUUUCGUGAUGCACCAGUGAGAGUAUAUUCCGACGGUCUGGCGAUUUGGAACCCUGGACAGGUAUUUGAAACGUCAUGUAAUGCUGAUGUCACAUACUUUCCUUUUGACAUUCAGCGUUGUACGCUUGACUUUAAUCCUUAUGGCUACAAUACGGAUGAACUCAACAUAAUUAUCAAUGAUACACAUUCUUCAAUGGGCGAAUCGACAUUGAACACCAUGUGGGAAGUAUUGAGUACGAGUAUGUAUGUUACUAGUGUACAGAAUGAGCUGAUGGUACAUGUCUCUGUCACGUUUAGAAGACGUGGGUUUAUCUUUGUAUUGUUAAUCAUAUUACCGGUUGUGUUAAUGAGUCUUGUGAAUCUCGCAGUCUUUUUCAUUCCGGUAGAAGAAGGAAACAGAAUUGACUUUGCGACCACCAUGUUGCUGACCAUAUCAGUUGCUAUGACAGUGGUAGGCAGCUACCUUCCUCAGUCUUCUCUGCCCCAGAUCUCUAUUAUGUGCUAUAUGGUAUCCAUCCAUGUAUUCAUAAGUAUGCUGGUGAUGGUUUUCACGGUUAAGAGUGUUCAAAUUUAUCACAAAUCCGACGCGGAUGAAAUAUCUACCUUGGCUAAAUUCUGGACGAAAAUGAUGCUAAGUAAACGACGAGAAAAGGUUGGGUUCAUCCCUUCAAAUACAACUGACAUCACAAAAGUCCAAGAGCUUGAGAAACCAAACUGGAUAACAACUUCGUCAGACGGGGACAGGGAACGCGAAGUAAAAUAUAACCAUCAAGACGAGAACGAGGAUUCCAGUAAAAAAGAAGACGAACCCAAAAUCACUUGGAAGGAAGUCGGUUCAACCUUCGACACAUUUUCUUUCAUCGUCUUCAUUUUGAUGAUCGGUGUUCUAGAUUUCGUCACUAUUUCUAUGGUGAUACUAAAGGGUGAAACAGCAUACUCCUAA